Pyricularia pennisetigena is the source of this 612-nucleotide messenger RNA. RefSeq lists its product as uncharacterized. Bases 1 to 612 code for a protein of 203 amino acids. The record is from RefSeq and is a predicted model, not a curated record. NCBI's taxonomy places the organism in Eukaryota, Fungi, Ascomycota, Sordariomycetes, Magnaporthales, Pyriculariaceae. The transcript has a single exon.
AUGUCUAACCUCAACCGUGUCUUACUGUUUCUCCUCUGCGCAGGCCACAAUGUGCUAGCCGCGCCUCUUGCUCACCCUGGCGCCCCUCUAGCAACAGACCUCAGCUCCCAGCUCCAGCCGGAUUUCAGGGUCGACGCUGCGGGGUCGGAGCGUGCUUCGGCGGUGUUCCGUCUGGCUCGCCGCGCCGGAACUAGCGACAAGGUGCCCAAGCAGCGCCAGAACACAGCAGAGAAGGAGGACGCUUCGACAUCGGCGUCCGCACCAACGCCGGCCGGUCAGGUGGGCCGCAGCAAAAAAGACAAGAAGCCCACGAAACAACGGCCCUCGGCCCUCGCCGUUUGGAUGAGCGGCAACAGCAGCGGCUACAAGAAAUACCCGUCGCUGGCGGACGCGAGCGAUGCGAGGAAGAACGGCCAGUCGCUCAAGGAUCAGUUCGGUCAUGGAGUCAUGUCCUCGGGGAGCUACAAGCCAGGUCAGAAGCAGAAGGCGCAGUCGUUGGAACCCGUGCGAGGGAACGAUGAAGAGAUAUUGGAGCAGCAGGGCAGAAGUGAUAAGUCGGGAGGGAAGCGAAAGCAAACGCAAAGGCAAAAAGACUCGGAAGCAGCAUCCUGA